UAUGUCAGUACGCUGCAGAGAUUGAAAACGCGAGGAGGGGAAAAACUAAAAGUUCAUUCUCCCGAGUCGCGACGUGGAUUAUUAAUUUUAUUUUAAACCCACGAUCGGUGAUGGUUUCCUCCCAUACGGAUUAUUUCAUACUCGGUCCGUUGUAUGCGGUUCUCUGCUGUCCGUUUUGUCGAUGGCUUCCUCGGCUCAUCGGAAGAAGUUACCAGGGGAGGGAUCCCAACAGCUGGCUGCAUACGUGUCCUGGGUGAAUGCGCAGCUCAGGAAGAAGCCGGGAUUGAACCCCGUGCAGGACCUGAGGCAGGACCUGCGUGACGGGGUGGUCCUCGUGCACCUCAUCGAGAUCGUGGCUGGAGAGUCGCUGGAGGACGUCCAUUUCUGUCCUCAGGAUGAGCUGGAAAAGAGGGAGAACGUGGAGAAGGUGCUGCAGUUCGUCUCGUCCAAGCGGAUUCGCAUGCCGCAGACCUCAGCCCGCGACAUCGUGGAGGGGAACCUCAAGUCGGCCAUGCGGCUCAUCUUGGCCUUAGCCGCCCACUUCAAGCCCUCCACCUCAGCCAGUCACAGGGUGGGCGGGGCCGCGGGGCGUGGCCAGGCAGGGCCCUCGGCCAAUCACAGGCCUAACUCUGCCAUGGCUAUGGCACAGAAUGCGGUGGCUGCUCUGGCGGCGGCCCGUGAAGACGCCUCCCUCUCUGGGCGCAGCGUCCUCCAGCUGAGGCAGGAGUGGCACUGCCGUGGCGUCAGCGUGGAUGAGGAGAUCGAGAGCCCAUACUGGAGCGUACGGGCACUGGUGCAGCAGUACGAGGGCCAGCGGGGGGUGCCAGAAGAAGACUUGGAGACGUCCAGGCCCUGCAGCCUCAGCUCCACCAGCCCAAAGCACACACCCAAAUCAGAGCUCGUCGGAGGGUUCGAUGGAGGGGUGCUGGCAGAAAUCCAGCAGGAGGAGGUUUCCCAGAAGUCAGACGAUGUUGCAAAGUCGCCCUCUUGUGGACAAGCUGCAGCCAUGGGUAGUGCCACCCCAGGGGGGGGCUCCACGUGGGAGGAGCAGCUGUGCGAGCAGCAGGAGCAGCUGGAGAAGGAGAUGCAAGAGGCCAGGCGGAUGGUCUCCAGCCUGCAGGCGCUGCUCCUUCACGGCUCGCUACCUGAGGACGAGCAGGAGGUUUCCCUGAGCCUGGCGGAGGGAACAGUAAAUGCAGAGCAGCAGCUGAUAAUAAUCCGAAGUCGCCUGGACCAGAGCAUGGAAGAAACUCAGGACCUGAAGAAGGAGCUGCUGAAGUACAAGCAGGAGGUGCGCAGCCUGCAAGGGGUCAAGGAUGCCUUGCAGCAGCGUCUAGGGGUCCAGGAAGCCUCGGUUUUGCAGCUAAAGCAGGAUCUUUUGCGAUCCAGCAUGGACAGGGAGGAGCUGGAGGGGCAGAAUGCCGAGUUGCAAAGGAAGCUGGAGGAGCGUGUCCGGCUGCUCAGCGAGUACAAGAAGGAGAUUGCCCAGAAGGACAGGCUGCUGCAGCAGCAGCAGUACAAGCUGGAUGAGGCGACGCGCAAACUGUCUGAGAGCAGCCACCACCAGGUUGACCUGCAGAGGGAGCUGGACCACAAAGAAAGCGUGUUACAGGAGCUGAUGAACCAUGAGCUCUCUGGUUCUCAGAAUAACGGCUACUCCCACCCGGCGGGGUCUGCGCAGCCGUACAAAGGGGCGGAGGAGCUCCAGCUGGUGCGGGACGCCCUGCGCAGCCUGAGGAACAGCUUCAGCGGCCAUGACCCCCAGCACCACACAUUAGACACGCUGGAGCAGGGCGUGGCCAGCCUGAUCGACCGCCUGCACGCGCUGGACAUGCGCCGCAGGCAGGAACGCAGGGGUCGUGGAAAAUCCCCAGGACGCAAAGCCACUCACACGGAUCGUGACUCCUGGCCACCCAGCACCAAGAUAUCCCACUCCCACAGCAGCCCAGUGCUCAGCUCCUCGGCCUCCACCAAAGUACUGUACUUCACCGACCGCUCUCUUACGCCAUUCAUGGUCAACAUCCCCAAGAGGCUUGGGGAGGUAACGCUCAGAGACUUCAAGGCAGCUGUGGACAGGGAGGGCAACUUCAGGUACCACUUCAAAGCCCUGGAUCCAGAGUUUGGGACAGUGAAGGAAGAGGUAUUCCAAGAUGAUGCAGUGGUCCCAGGCUGGGAAGGCAAAAUCGUGGCCUGGGUGGAAGAGGACCAUGGAGAGGGCAGGACCUAAGGUCUUCGUAUUGCUCUCCUCUCACUGGCCAAGAGGCUGGUGGACAUGGGCCGGCCUGCUGCAGGACAUCAACUCCAGGCUGGCACAGUCUGUGAUCUCCGUCUCCCUUUGACCAAAGGUCCUUAGGAUCCAUCUUGGUGGCCCACGUCACGUAAUGGUCCUGGUUACUGCUGUCCUUUGAAGGCAUAAGGGAGACGCUAACGUCAGUGUACCAAAGCGGAGAUACCUUGAGAAUGAAAACCAGGGUAAAAGCCACCGUUGCUUGUCAGUGUCUCUGCAGCAGUGGGGCAGGGAAAGAAUGAGGAAUACGUCCUUCCUUCUCGGAUUUGUGCCAAAUCGUGUACAGAUGCCUGCCACGUGCUCUCCAGAGCACUGUUCAUCUCACUCUGUCGUGCUGGCAGUUUGUCAGUUUCCUGACUCCUGGUGUCUUGCUGAAUGUUUCGUGACAAGCUUUGAUUCACGUACCGGUGAUCACAUCUCAGAACCAACUCAACUCUUUGUACCAAAGCCAGGCUAGUUGACCUUCCCUGGAAACAGUUGCAUUUAUGAUUGUUGACCAAACAAUGUGGGAAAAUCAGGGUAAAUCGAUGAGUGAGUUUGUCCAAUUAAAUUACCCAGUUCUUACCAGACAGUCAUUGUGAAGGCCUUUGUUAGGAGACUGAUGUCAUGACUCAAAUUAUUUAACAGAUAUUAAUAAUCCACUAAAUAAAUAGAAAAUAGAAGUCCGCUAGUGUAGCAGUAUAAAAUAGUAUGAUACAAAGUCGGAGAAAAUUAAAUCCAGUGUUAAAUGGAUUAAGGUUAUGUGAAUUCAGACAAGUACAGAUGAAAUUCUCGCGAAAGUCAUUGCUGUGGAAUACUUUGCACACAGUUUGAAACUUGAAACUCCAGAUGACUGAGUUAAAUUAAAAAGUACUGAAGGAAAAACUGUUUCAGAGAUGAGGCUUGAGGUGAUUAGCAAAUGCUAACAAUGGGAUUCUGUCUUGAUGGCCCCUUCAAUAACUGGCCACUGGAGUGGAUUCCAGAACAGAUUAGUGGGUUGUGCAGUGCGAUUGUGGGGUCAGGACUGUUUUUACAAGUGAAUGUUUGCAGUGACAUUGAAGGUUGUUCACAGCAAACUCCAGCAGGGUUUGAGGAUGGAUGUUGGGGGUCAGCAGUUAUUCCUGCACAAGCUGUGCCAAGCGGAGUUAUGUCUUUUGUACGUUUUAAAGCGAAAGAGUUGUACUCCAAUGGGGACGUGCCAUUCUGUGUGUGGAGAGCAGCAGAACAGGAUAGUAGACGAUCUCAAAGAAGUUUGGUGCAGAUCGGUCACGUCUAAAGACCACAUACCAGGAAAUAUUUGCGUCAAGGUGCUGCAGAUGCAUAUCGAUAUAUGACGUUGUCCUUAAUAACACAUGGCUGCCUCUACUUCCUGGGCACGCUCAGUUUCUGCAGGAGAAUCUUUAGCCAGUUUUUCCCGGGUCCUGUUCUGUCACUUUAAAUUCCCCCACAGCAUUACAGGCGCUAAUGCGCAGUGACUACGGGCAGUGCAGCGCACCAACCCGUCACGGAUCGCUGGAGCUGGCUGUGGAUCAUUCUCCAUCGUGUGCACGCAGUUCCUUAGGCCAGUGCACUUGAAAGUAUUGCUGGGACCCACUCACAUGUACUAGAUGCCAGUCGGGGGUCUUUGACGCCUGUCUGUUGUGUCUUUGUUUCAUGUCAAAUUCUUCACGAUAAAUUUGGAAAUCAGGGGUGGCAAGAUUGCCUAUGCAUGAUAUAAUUGCGUGUGUGUUUUCUACUUGAAGGAACGUGAUUGCAAGAGUAGGAUGGGGGAGAAGUGUCUAAUGUGAAACCUGGCAUUGAGACAAGUGCGCUGAUUCCCACUUGUUUGUCUGUCUUUUAAAUCAAAUGUAAUUAGCUCUUGUAAAUAGGUUUAUAUGUAUUGUUUAAAAGGAGCAUGUUUCUGUUCAUAUUUGAUGUAUUACUGUCUGCAGAAUCCUGUGAUGAGGAAAAUACUUUCUAAAAACGGGUUUUUCGUAACAGGAUUCCAGGGGCCAUGUCCAGUGACUCACCAGUUCUAAUUCUUCUCAUGGCUGAGUUCUCUGAGACCCCUCCUGGGCUUUCAGUCGUUGUGUCUGCCAGCUCUUUGUUCCCUGUUCUGGGAUCCUUGCAGCAUUUGGUGUGCUCCUAAGUGCGGAGCUGAAAAACCGAUGCCUUCUAAUCUUUCUUUGUCCUGAAUAUCUUCAGUAAAUCCGAAACCUGCACUGAAACUAACUGUAAAUUACAACGGAGUGAAUGCACACAGAAGAGGGGUGCUGUGUUCCCAGGACGCUGUCUGGCAGAGAGAUGUUACCAGAAUCAGAUGGGCGGAGUGGAACAUAGCAGGAACUGCACCUCAUACUCAAUACCAUCAGCCUCCAGAAAUGGACGAUGAAAAGCAAAAAGUUCUGUGAAAAUGGGGAACAAACUUAUUUAUGGUCAUUCAGUGUUUGUACAAAAGUCAUACUUUUACAAGCAACUAUUUACAAAGGACAUUUGUUGGAUUUUAAUGUUCCUAUUUUUUACAGCACAAAUUCCAGAGGUUUAAUACAGAUUGUGUCAAGUUAAAUGUAUUCUAUCUUAACCCUCAUUUAAACUGCCGAGUUUCCCAUUAAAAUACCUCCAAUUCA
This is a messenger RNA of Brienomyrus brachyistius, 4872 nucleotides long. It is a transcript of the gene dixdc1b, whose product is annotated as DIX domain containing 1b. Gene Ontology annotation, molecular function: protein binding. The coding region runs from base 182 to 2227 and encodes 681 amino acids. Gene Ontology annotation, cellular component: cytosol. The record is from RefSeq and is a predicted model, not a curated record. The transcript has 22 exons. NCBI's taxonomy places the organism in Eukaryota, Metazoa, Chordata, Actinopteri, Osteoglossiformes, Mormyridae. Gene Ontology annotation, biological process: canonical Wnt signaling pathway.